UAACAAUUCCAGGAAUCUGAAGAUUGAUUCGAGAUCCCGAGGUUUUCGCCACGAUCCACGAAGCUCAGGCAAAAAGGCGGCUCCGGUCCGGCCGCCGCCACGACACCCCGACCGACGGUAGAGCGAGAGAUAGGGAAACGGAGAUGGCGCUCACCAACUUCAUCGUGACGGUGGUGGCGGUGGGCGCUGCGGUGCUCCUCUUCACCACCGACGUCCGCAAGUCCGGCGCCGUCUUCCGCCGCAACGCCCGCCAAAUCCGACAGUGGCUCGAGGAGGACACGGCCUCCGCCGCAUCCAAGUCUGCCAAAGAAGCAGUGCCGCCUCCCAAGAAACCUGACGUGGAGAUCCCCAAGGACAAGCCAAAGGAUCACUGAAAUGGAAAUGUUAAUACGCAUGAUAUAUUUUUUGUCGAAGUUAGUUAACCUGUUCCACCCGUACUGAGUGUUAGAGAUCUGUAGAUCCUUGAUACAUGCAUAACAAACAUGUUUUCAUUUUGAGAGAAGUAUUUUGGGCCUGUGUAGAUGCAGAUUAGAAACCAGUCCACAAUAAGAGAUAUCAAAUAAGCAAAGUGUUUGCCAAUUAAAAUUUACUGCUAAAUAAGAAUCAGUUAGCAUAUGUGUGAGUACUAUGGUAAGAAUCCUCCCAUUUAUGGAAGGAGUUAAGCAUGUCUGCUGCACUGGAUAAAACACCCACACAUAAAAGGCUACAAAGUCACUAGAUUAUCUUAUCUUAUUUUGUCUACGAGCUUUCAGAUAUUUAGCAGUAAAUUUAAUUGGCAAACGCUUGCUUAUUUGAUAUCUCUUAUUGUGGAAACGCUAGCAUAUGCUUUCUGUGAUGCACUGCUGUUAUAAUACGCAGAAACAUCACUUCAGAGAUAGUUAUUCAAGGGAAACCCAUUUUCAGUAUUACCAAUGCUGCCUGAAAAUGUGAUCCCUGCUUGGAGAAAGGUGCACUUCUGACUCACAAGGAGCUGCAUCAAGAACUAAUCCAGCACAAUAGUAUUUUUGCUUAUUACAUAUAUAAGUAUGGAAAUUUAAAUCAGUCUUGACAUUGGUAUUGCUGA
Brachypodium distachyon (stiff brome) is the source of this 1063-nucleotide messenger RNA. RefSeq lists its product as uncharacterized. Bases 144 to 374 code for a protein of 76 amino acids. Lineage: Eukaryota; Viridiplantae; Streptophyta; Magnoliopsida; Poales; Poaceae. The transcript is spliced from 2 exons. The record is from RefSeq and is a predicted model, not a curated record.